UAGAAGUAAAGGCUAUAAAUGUUGUUUUUUGUUCUUUCAGAAAACGCAAUUACGUCUUUAAUUAAGCAUAAACUAUUAUAAAACAACAUUUUCGCAAUACAAAUACUUACAACAGUUAAAUAUGGAGAAAUUAAGAUUUGAUUUUUGUGUGAAAACAGCAGCCGAUGGAAAAUCUAACAUCAUUUGCAUUACCUCGAUAGGAACACCAGGUGGUCUAACUUUUGGUGUACCGGACGAAUAUCAACCUGCUAAUUUACACCAAGUCAUAACAAAUACAUCUUACUAUGCUAAGAUAAAAAAAACCUUGAAUAAAAGACAUCAAAAAAGGAAAAUUUGGAUAAGUUUGACUAAUGAAAUAUCAAGAGUAUAUUUAGACGAAGAACAAAAUAUGCAGUUUAAGGAUUUUUACCUCGAAGAGAUUGAUGAGAACACAAAUGACCCAAAACCAUUCAUUGAAAGCUCAAAUAAAACACUGGAAAAACUUUUAGAAACAUUACUCGAUGAUAAGCAAAAAAAAAACGAAACUCGAAAUUUAGGAAAAAUUGCAAAAGACUUUGUGCUUGAAAAAUUUACCGGCAAAAACUCAAAUGCUCAUCAAUGGAUUAAGGAAUUCAACAAAGAAUGUGAGCGUUUUCAUAUUGAUGAAGAUCAGAAAAAAAUCGAAAUUUUAAAACAAUUUUUAGAGUAUCCAAGUGUAAACUGGUACAGCUGUAUGUUAAUGAAAUUUACAAUAGAAUCAGAGUGGAUGAAAUGGGAAAAGAACUUCUGUGAAACAUUCGGAAACAAAGGUUGGUCGCCGAUCAGAUAUGCUCUGGGAUUUAAAUAUCAGACAGGCUCAUUGCUUGAGUAUGCACUAAAAAAAGAAAAAUUGUUAUUAGAAGUUAGGAAGACGAUUGAUACAGGUACUCUUAUAGACCUCAUUUCCGUAGGCCUGCCUAAUUAUCUGAGUGACAAAAUUGACAGAGAGACAUUGCAUCAAACUGAAGAUCUCUACAAUGAGAUAGGCAAAUUAGAACAUCUGGUAGGGAGGAACAAAAAUGAAAAAAAGAACCACUUGUACACUGACAUAAAAACAAAAAGAAAUGAAGAAAAAAAACCGUGCCCAAUUUGUGUCAAUGAGAAAAAAGGAAAACGAUUUCAUCCUGAGGAAAACUGCUGGUUUAAUGCGAAGAAUCAAAAAUAUGCCGUGAAAAGUGUGAAUAAUUCUGAAUUAGAAGUUGAACUUAAUGAAGAGAAUCCAAAAAACUAGAAGUAUCA
This is a messenger RNA of Trichoplusia ni (cabbage looper), 1257 nucleotides long. RefSeq lists its product as uncharacterized. Lineage: Eukaryota; Metazoa; Arthropoda; Insecta; Lepidoptera; Noctuidae. Bases 122 to 1249 code for a protein of 375 amino acids. The transcript is spliced from 2 exons. The record is from RefSeq and is a predicted model, not a curated record.